This is a messenger RNA of Phacochoerus africanus (Common warthog), 1641 nucleotides long. RefSeq names its product N-acetyltransferase 8 (putative) (gene NAT8). The record is from RefSeq and is a predicted model, not a curated record. Bases 831 to 1529 code for a protein of 232 amino acids. The transcript is spliced from 2 exons. NCBI's taxonomy places the organism in Eukaryota, Metazoa, Chordata, Mammalia, Artiodactyla, Suidae. Gene Ontology annotation, molecular function: N-acetyltransferase activity.
GUUAUGUUUUCUUUGGUCACGCCCAGCUCUGUGCCAGGCUUGUGGCUUGGUUUUUAAUUCCCACAAGGUGUUCUUGAGCAGUGAGCAAACUGCCCAUCUGUAUCAGGAGGCCCUUCUUCCACCUGGACCAUUGCACUAGCCUCUGGGGGGUAAGGAAGUUAGUGCACACCACCACACAACCACACACACCCCCUCUGCUUAUGGUGCUCUCCAGCUAGAAGCAUAGCAGUGGCCUUCUGAUGCUCCUGGAACAGAGUCCAAACUCUUGACCUGGACGAAGGUCCUGCAUGGCCAGGCUCCUGCUGUCUGCACUCUGCCGUGAAGGACCUUGUGUGCUAAGUCAGGGGACUUGGGUUCUGGCCUGUGCUAACAGCACAGGUUGAGAUGGGCUUUCCCCUGGCUUAAAGCAGCUGUGUGGAGGGGCAGAGGCGGCAUCAGAGAGCACCCACGGUGCCAGGCAAACUGCCACGGCAGGGCGUGUAGGCUGUCCACCAAGGACACCUGAGCUAUUUCAGGCCCUGGCUGGUUCCCCAGUGAUGAGGGAACAGAAAAUGGGCCGCCCAUCACAGUCCAGCUCCUUGAUCCUGGGGUUUAUGAUUAACAAACGCUCAGGAGCCAGCCAAUGAGGUGGCCAUCCAGGACCUAGUCCCCAGAAGUGGAACGGGCCCUGCACAGUCACUCCUUGAUGCCAGCUGGAGGCUGAGGCCAGAGGCCAGGCUGAAGCUUCCCUGGACACUCAAGACUCUUGUGAUAGCAGGACUGCUAGAAAGGUGGACAGAGACACCUCACUCGGUCUCUUGAAUUCUGAGAUUCAGACACAGAAGUCUUCCAUGGCUCCUUAUCGCAUCCGCAAAUACCAGGAAAAAGACCGCAAGUGGGUCCUGAGCUCGUUCUCUCACUUGGUGACUGAGCACAUCCCCACCACCUUCUGCUACGUCCUGAAGCUGCCCCGAACUCUUGUGCUCUUGCUUGGGGGACCCCUUGCCCUAUUCUUGAUCUCUGGCUCCUGGGUCCUGGCCCUCAUGGCCAGCGCCUCUCUCCUUGGUGCCCUGUGGUUCCUUGUCAAAUACCCCUGGGCCCAGUUUGAAGCCAGGUGUUUGCGAACAGACCUGUCUGACAUCACCAAGUCCUACUUCAGUGAGAGUGGCUCCUGCUUCUGGGUGGCUGAGUCUGAGGGGCAGCUGGUGGGCAUGGUGGGAGCGCUGCCCAAUAAGAAGCCCACCCUGCAGAAGGUGCAGCUGGAGCUGCUUCACCUAUUCGUGGCCCUGGAGCACCGUGGUCAGGGGAUAGCGAAAGCCCUGGUCAGGACUGUCCUCCAGUUUGCACGUGACCAGGGCUACAGUGAAGUGGUCCUCAGCACCAGCAUAGUGCAGUGCUCUGCCCUGGUCAUCUACCAGCACUUCGGCUUCCAAAAGACAGGCUUCAACUCUGAAGGCUCUAGGCUAUGUGCUCUCCCUGUACUUCACCUGACCUACCGCCUCCCCUCUGCUCAGGUCUCUCAGACACUGGAGCAGGGAGAGAGCCCGUGACCUAUUUCCUUGUAGAUUAGUCAGCGGGGUUCAGCUCUGCUGCAGUGACAAGCAAACCCUGAGGUCUCACUCUGAUGGCACAGUAAAGGUUUACUGCUUAUCCACACUGGAA